Messenger RNA from Drosophila takahashii, 1553 nucleotides. RefSeq names its product protein psiQ. The record is from RefSeq and is a predicted model, not a curated record. Lineage: Eukaryota; Metazoa; Arthropoda; Insecta; Diptera; Drosophilidae.
AAACAGAAAGUGAGCCAGUUAGCCAACGGUGGUCGAUCCAAGCAGUCAGAAGUUUCAAUUGAGAUCGUUAAAAUAAACGAUGGCCAUGAGGGGAUAUAGCCUAUGUGUCUUUCUGAUAACAGCAAUCGUUGUCAGCCAGCUGGACAGUAGUUGGGCCAUACAAUGCUAUAACUGCACUUCGCCGUUUACUUCCGCUGAAAGCUGUCUAAUGAACCCAACUACCCAAACUUCUUCGCAAAGUAAUUGCACUGAGUGUUUCACCUCCAUAAACACAGAUGGAACUUUUACACGUGGCUGCUUGGACAGUGGUACACCCUGCGCUUUGCCCUCCUGUAUGUCCUGCAACGGGGAACACUGCAAUACGAAUCGCGUGUGCCAGCAAUGUCUCGGCUCAGAGGAUUGCGCUACGACCAGUGUAAACGCUACGAAAUACAGUGCGGUCUGCUCCAACGAUAGCCAGGUGUGCGUCAACCAGGUGAAUGACAACCAGACGGUGACACGUCAGUGUGGCAACGCAUGCGCCAGCGGUUUGGAUGCCUCCAAAUGCUCCUCCUGCACAGCGUCUCUGUGCAACGGGGGAUACUUUCCCGAGAGUCGUCGACAGUGCUAUACUUGCUCGGGAGAGGGUUGCGAUACGGCUGCGGAAUCAAUGAUCGGAGGAUGUACUCAAAUCGAUGCCAAGUGCUUCACCACCGGAACGUCUGCGACCAACAUGACCCGUGGCUGCACAUCGAAUACCACGGGAAUCACUUGUGCGGCUAAUAGCACCGAUCCCAGUUGCCUCAUCUGCGACUCCAACUCGUGCAACUCUCUGCAGUACGAAAGGGACGCCGGAUCCUGUAUGGUUUGCGACAACUGUCCGGCGACACCGGAGGCGGAUAAGAAAAAGUCCUGUGGCCAGGCCCUUUACAACCAGACGACCGGAUGCUACACGGUGACUACGGGCAGCACAGUAAAUCGAGGAUGCUUAAACAAUUUGGUCGGCGAGUGCUCUGUGACCAAUUCCUGCACUUCCUGCUCGGAAACGGACUGCAAUGUGGGCGCCGUGGACAUCGCAUUCCAGUGCAUCGCAUGCAUCUCGAAUGAGGUUUCCGACUGCUGGUCAGCCAAAGAUCCGAACAGUCUGCCUGUUGUGGACUGCGCCAGCGGAACCUGCUUCAGCGGAGUUUGGAAUGGACUUGGCGUUCGAGACUGCUUUAGCUCCGCUAGCCAAUUGAUGCAGUACCAGUGCAAUGCCAAUUUGGAGGCUCAUCAGUGCACUUUGUGCACCACGCCCACCAAGUGCAACAAUAAGGCAUUCAACGCAGCCGCCUCCCUCAACCAGAUGGGCUUGAUCGGACUGCUGACGGCCUUAGUGAUCGCACUUCGCAGUACCCUGUAAUCCUGGAACUUCAGAGUUAGUUCCCUAAUCUAUCCCAGUUAUCAGGAUGUGGCUAAGUCUAAGUAAUGCUGGAUAAUACAGAGCAGCAGACAGAAAUAAAAGAAACAUAACAAAAAUUACUAAAGCUAAUUAAGAAUACUUUUAUAAUCCAAAAUAAAACAUCUGUAAAUAA